AUGUCGUUCACUCGAUAUUCCCUCAACCGUACCUCAAUUUCUGUGGUUUCAAAUGACCUCCCACUACAGUUCUUAGAUUAUUAUCCAUUUCAUGAAUUCAAACUUGGAUUCUUCAAAAUACCAAGUGAUGAAGGCCACAGCGAUACGUGCGAGCAAACAAAAGAAACUUACCUUGCACGUUUUGCGCUUAACUCGCUUUCAGGCUUUUCGUUUGAUGACGACGAUGGAUUUAUGAAAUUCAUGUUUGCUACAAACGACGUUGUUAAAGAAAUAAUUGAAGAAGCAUCUAAGUACAAUCUCUUGCAACAAGUCCCAGAGAAUAUUUGUGAUAAAUGCUACAUUAUGGUGUUCUUUGCUGAUACCGCGGUUGGCAUGCGAUUUCGGAAACGAUUCAUGAGUGAUGUUUUACAUGCAUUUGACUGUUUAAACAUGCAUACUUCUCAAGAACGCAAUCAUAUUGAUGAGCCAUCUACAAGUUCUGCUUAUCCACUUCUAUCACCGGUUAAACUGAUUUCUAAGGGCAAGAGUGACUCUGCAGGGAGGCCGUGCUUAAUGCAAUCAGUUUGGUUUUUUAGGCGUUUGUCGCAUUCUGAUAUAUGUGGUUCUGAGCAGGAGUCUGAACUUGUUCCUUGUGCAAGUUUGUUUAUCAACCAUUACAAGGCUGAUUCUUACAGGGCUACCGAUUCAGAGAUUCCAUCGUCUCCAGAAAAAGAUGUUGGGUUGCUAACAGUCCAGUGUACUGAAGUGGAGAAAAAUAAAAUAAAAGGAUUUUUUCGUCCCAAGUUUCUCUCUCCAGGCCUUUAUAUCCCUCCACGGCUUUUUUAUUAUUUGGAUGGCGAUUUGCUAUCUCCUUUUGCAAAGAUACAAACUCUCGGAAGUAGGAACCUACUUGCCAGCAUUCGAACGCAUCUUUAUAAACGCGGAGAAAACGGUGGUCUGGAGCAAAUCAGCCCUGCUAGAGAAUUGUCAAACCCGGGUUACUGGCGAGAAGUAGCACAGCUAUGGAAAACCUACGAUGAAGAGAAGCUGCCAAAUUUUGAUUUUGCUUUUAAUAGGCUAACUUCUUUUCUGGAGUGGACUUUACAGACUUUAGAUUUUGUCUCCGAUUUUGGACAGUUAAGCGCUGAAGAGGCUCGUUUUUGUUGUCAAGCAACUUUUUGA
This is a messenger RNA of Enterobius vermicularis (human pinworm), 1161 nucleotides long. NCBI's taxonomy places the organism in Eukaryota, Metazoa, Nematoda, Chromadorea, Rhabditida, Oxyuridae. The record is from the annotation of a GenBank genome assembly.